UUGUGUGUGUAAAAUCUCCAGCGACUGCACCCUGCCCCGCUGGCACAUGAGUGACUUUUUCCAUUCGUUCCUCAUUGUGUUCCGAGUGCUUUGUGGGGAGUGGAUAGAGACCAUGUGGGACUGCAUGGAGGUGGCUGGACCGACCAUGUGCAUCAUUGUCUAUAUGAUGGUCAUGGUGAUUGGAAACCUUGUGGUGCUCAACCUGUUCCUGGCCUUGCUGCUGAGUUCAUUCAGCGCAGACAACCUGGCUGCCACAGAGGACGACAGCGACACCAACAAUUUGCAGAUCGCCAUUGCACGGAUCCACAAAGGCAUCGCCUUUGUCAAAUCCCUGCUUCAAAGCACCUGUAACAGCGUCUGCCUCAGGAGUAACGAGCAAAACCAGGGAGAGGACAAAUCAUCCCUGGAGGAUUUCCAUAAAGCUUCGGGACCCAACGGCAUCCCCAACCAUACCAUUAAACAGCUACCGAGGAACGGAAACGGGGAUGUGACAGGGGUGGACAAAAGUGGGGACAAGUACAUCGUCUGCAGCAAGACCGACGAUUCCAUCAUGUCUUUCAUCAACAACCCCAGUCUGACUCUCAAUGUUCCCAUCGCGGUGGGGGAGUCCGACUUUGAAAACCUCAACACGGAGGACUUCAGCAGUGUCUCAUCCGAUGCAGCGGGAUGCCGUGUGGUAAGGCUGCUCUUCAAAAUUUCUCUCUGCAAUUUUAUUUAUUUAUUUAUUUUAUCAGCUGCACAUUUUGGCAUCUAGAUUUCAAAAAGGGACAAAAAUAGGCAAGAGGGUGGAGUGCAGGCCC
Messenger RNA from Hippocampus comes (tiger tail seahorse), 800 nucleotides. Its product is annotated as sodium channel protein type 8 subunit alpha-like. The record is from RefSeq and is a predicted model, not a curated record. Gene Ontology annotation, biological process: neuronal action potential; membrane depolarization during action potential; sodium ion transmembrane transport. The coding region runs from base 47 to 754 and encodes 235 amino acids. Gene Ontology annotation, molecular function: voltage-gated sodium channel activity. Gene Ontology annotation, cellular component: plasma membrane; voltage-gated sodium channel complex. The transcript has 2 exons. Lineage: Eukaryota; Metazoa; Chordata; Actinopteri; Syngnathiformes; Syngnathidae.